Molecule: messenger RNA, 1809 nt
Organism: Haemonchus placei
Lineage: Eukaryota; Metazoa; Nematoda; Chromadorea; Rhabditida; Trichostrongylidae
Source: the annotation of a GenBank genome assembly
AUGUUUUUUCUACCGCCGGUUAGUGACAUCGGUGAUCCAGGUUUCGGUCAAAUUAUCGGAAUGUCAGCAACGUUGUCGAAUAUUAGCGAACUAGCUGGCUUCCUUCGCGCAUAUGUCUAUUCGACCUCAUUUCGACCGGUUGAGUUGCACGAGUUCGUACGAAUUGAGCAGAAUAUGUGGAAAAUAAACUCUGGUGGUGAACUUGAGCAUAAUGCUGUUCUGCCGGCUAAUCGUCUGUCGAAAGCUGAUCCAGAUGGAUUGUGCCAGCUGUUGAUUGGGGUGAUUCCACGACGUUCUGUUCUGAUUUUCUGUCCCACCAAAAAAAGCUGUGAAAGUGUAGCGACCAUGGUGGCGCGAUGUGUUCCUGAGGAUGUGCGUAAACGGAAAAUUGAUGAAAGAAAGAAGGUUCUAGAGUCGAUGAAGGAAGACUGCGAAGGACUGAUAUCGUCAGCAUUGGAAAACACGAUUCUAGCAGGAGUAGCUUACCAUCAUUCGGGACUGACGCAUGAAGAAAGGAAACAUAUCGAGGCUGCUUACAGUGAUGGUAUUAUUUGUGUGGUUUGUGCUACUUCAACGUUAGCCGCCGGUGUUAACAUGCCAGCAAGAAGGGUAAUUAUAAAGGCUCCCCUGGUUGGCUGUGCUCCUCUAGGCAAAGCGCAGUAUAUGCAGAUGGUUGGACGGGCUGGUAGAGCCGGGUUUGACCAGAAAGGCGAUAGUAUUACAAUUGUUCGACCUGGUCUCGAGGAGAGGCAGUUUCGUUCGAUGAUUGCCUCGCCGAUGAUCUCUUGUUCGAGUGGUUUGGCACGUUUGGAGUACCUAACAGCGUUCAUUGUAGAUCUAGUCACACUGAAGAUUGUUAACUCGUUGGAUUCUCUCUGUGAGGCCCUUACGCAUACACUAUUACAUGCACAAAUUGGUUAUGCAGCUGUGAGAAAUGUGGCUAUGGAGGCAAUUGCCAAACUCAAGGAAGACGGCUUGCUUGUUGAGGACGACGAGGCAAUUCUCUCAUCUUCUCAGCUUGGAUCCGCAACGUUCGCUGCAAAUCUUUCACCAUUGGAAGCUCAGCGUCUCUCAGUCGAUCUUACCUCGAGUCUGAACAAUGGAUUAGUAUUUUCUUCUCAUUUUCAUCUUCUUUUUACCAUAGCUCCUUAUGACGCUGCAUGUCCUGUAGACUGGAACUUGUUCCAUGACUUGUACACUGCUUUAUCCGAAAGCGAGAAAAAAUUGCUGUCAUCGUACGGUAUUCCGGAGUGCGUCAUUCUGCAGCAUAUAGUCAAGAGAAAGCAAUUGGAGGCCGGGGAGCCUGCUAUGCGCCUCUACAUAGGCUUACUAUUGCAGGAAAUCUGGAAGCAGCAACCUCACGCCGUCGUUGCUGAUAAAUUCGGAGUUGAUCGUGGCUGGCUGCAGAGUACGCUACAGAAUGCGAUAGCCCAGGCGGCAGCUGUGGCAAAGUUUUCGGAGAAGAUCCCAUCGUUGUGGCCUUUACGUCUUCUCCUGCCCGAACUGGUACAGCGGCUGUCAGACUGUGUCGUAGUUGAGCUUAUACCGCUGAUGGCAAUUGAUUGCGUCAAAAGAGGGCGAGCACGACAGCUCUACGCCGCAGGAUAUAAAAACGUAGCCAAGGUUGCAAAAGCGAGUUAUAAGGACCUUUUGAGGGAUAUACCAAAUCUGAGCAGGUUUAACGCAAUACGAAUGGUCAACUCUGCAAAGGCUAUUCUGCGCGAUCAAGUAGACGAAAAAAUGGAGGAACUUGACGCCAUGGGUGUGGAGUUUUCUGAGAUAGAACAGCGAGUGAAAGGCACUAGCUGA